Messenger RNA from Anguilla rostrata (American eel), 4153 nucleotides. It is a transcript of the gene foxd5, whose product is annotated as forkhead box D5. Gene Ontology annotation, molecular function: DNA-binding transcription factor activity, RNA polymerase II-specific; RNA polymerase II cis-regulatory region sequence-specific DNA binding. NCBI's taxonomy places the organism in Eukaryota, Metazoa, Chordata, Actinopteri, Anguilliformes, Anguillidae. The transcript has a single exon. Bases 2504 to 3562 code for a protein of 352 amino acids. Gene Ontology annotation, biological process: regulation of transcription by RNA polymerase II; anatomical structure morphogenesis; cell differentiation. The record is from RefSeq and is a predicted model, not a curated record.
UAAAAAAACGCCAGCUGCAUAGUUGAUAUUUCGGUGGCUAAACCUAACCUGUUUUUUUAAACUAAUGUGUGAAGUGUAGUGUUGUUCCGUAAUCAGCGGUUAUCGCUCCUAAACAAGUAACACGGCACAGCAUUUUGCUGUUUUUUAUUUAUUUUUGUUUUAUUUAUUUAUUGAUAAUAAAUUUAUUGAUAAUAAAUAAAUAGCCUAAAAUAAAGGGAUUUUUGUUUCUUUCCACUGUCGCGAGGUAAGAAAAUGCAUGACGGUCCCUAUUCACAUUCAGAAGGUUCAGGAAGUUUACAGAUGAAAACCAUGCAAGAUGUGUCGAUUGGUAAUUUAGGGUGAUUUAGACAUGCUGAUUUUUAAUUCAUGUUUUUUUUUUUGGGUGGGGGAUAACUUUAAACUAUUAAACACUUUGAAUUCACAUUGUCACAUUGUGUUGGACGCCAGUUACAAUCUAUUUGUCACACAGUGACUAUAAACGGGAUGACACAAUAUUAAAUAGGCCUAAAAUAAUAAAACCCGAGUUAGGAUUUUGCCGAUGGCUUCUACGUUUUGUUCUUGACCGUUUUUUUGGCAUUGCAGUUAAACAAAAGCGAGUUCAAUUGCAUGUAUUUGACGGUUUAACAAACCUAACAUAUAAAAUGUUAAAAUAAUUAAAAUAUCUGUGUACUUCGUCGAUGAAUACGUUUCCCUGCAGUAAAAAAAAAAUGUUCUCCUGAGUCUGGUUUUCAUCGUUCCUUUUUGAGACACCAUAUAGAGAAAUAUGAGAUGCGUAAAACACGGGAUGUCAAUUAUUUCCUAGUUUGGUGGAAAUCUAAUAUGUAACCAGUGUAAUCAGCGGCCGAGCAUGCGUUGAGAAUCCCCCUCCUCCUCCUCCUCCUUUUGAAAUCUCGCACAGGUGAGGAAGUGGAUGGGGGGGGGGGGCACCUCUAGCUCUCAUUUGCAAUUGAGAUCAACAUUAACGGUUUUAAACACAUAUCCGAAGCGCUGAAGAUUUGCUUUGAGGAUCUUGUUUGUCCAUUCAGACCCCCACCCCCUUUUCUCUUUCCCAAAUAAAAACCCUUUCCAUGCCGAGCUGCCCGAACUCACGCUGCAGCUGGGGUCGUUUCCGACUCCGAUUCGGAUGCUGAUGGCCUCGUUUACGGGCUUCUAUUGGUGCCUUUUCUCCUGCGCCGGCGGGGCGCCGUGCCACGUCCAUUUUCAUGGCCACGCCACCCGCGGGGAUCCUCGGGUGGGAAACUAAACGAAACCCCCGGGCGGUCCGAGGCUAAAAUGCCGAGUUUUUUAAAUCCUCGAGGAUAAGGCGUGGUGUGAAAAGUUGACCAGAAUCGCGCUUCGUCUCCCACGGUGCUACUGUCGGUUUGAACUCUGGAUUUACUGUGCGUUUGUGACUGUGUUCUAAGUAGUUUGUAAUUACACAACUCCGAGGUGUCCGGCGAAAAGAAAACUGUAACUCUAAAUUUACUGUUUUCGCUGCAUGUUUUGGAUCAAUUUAAAAUUUAUUAGGCCACACAGCAGUUUAUCUUUUAAAUUUAUUUUUCCUGUUAGGCUGUGGCAGUCUGAACAGAACAUUUUACUUUUCAAAAGCGCUUUAUUAAAACCUUAUCAAACCUUCAUUUUCUAAACGAAUAGUGUAAUACUCAUUACGAUGUGCGUUGUCAUCUUACCCCACCGCCCUCUUAUCCCCAAGAAGAAAAAAAACUUACACACAACUUGUUGUUGCUCCUAUGAUGUUUUAAAACAUUAAAAUAAAAUGUAAUAUAGGCCGACGGACCGAGAGGCCUAUGCAUUUAUAUGCAUGUAAAUACAUUCUAAAGUGGAGAGAAAACGCAUCCGCAACGGAUUAAACGAAGCUAUUAUAAAUCUAGCACAAUUAAUGAACUCAUUGUUUUUUAUUGUUCAUUUUUUUAAAUGUAUUUAUUUGAAGUGAGUGCAGCAUUAAUAUUAUAGGCCUAAUAAUGACAGACGAAUGACACCAUGGAGACAAAUAGAUACACAAUUUAAUGUCAUGAAUUAAGCUAUGAAACACUACAAAUAUUUUUAGUCCACACAUUUAAACUAAUUUAUCUGUAGUUAUAGGCAUUAUUUUUAACACGGGUAGCCUGGUGUUCUUUGAGCAAAAACAAUAAUAACGGAUAUGAGCACAAGUGUUUGCAUAAGUAGCCUAGGGCAAUUAGCAUUUGAGUAAUCUUUUUCUUUUUUUACAUUAGGUUUGUACAUUGUCUUUUCUGACACCUGCGCAAUUGUCCGUCUUCAUUCCCUGUGGCGACCUGCCAUUCUGAUGGGGUUGGUCGUCAAUGGGGCAGGGGAUGGGUGUUAAGACCCACCCCUCAUAAAAACCAGGAUCACCUCCAGUCACGGCAAACCGCCGGCAACAUUUGGGGAGGAGAGCCGGAGUACAGAAGGGGGGAACUUUGGCUUCAAACACACUUUUGGGUUUGUUUUUGGUCGUAUCGUCUGUUGCACCGUUCGCACCUUGUAGCAGAGACCCAAGGUGGCAACCAUGACUCUCUCCAAGGAUUAUGAGGGGACCCUGCAACAAGCAGUCCUUCCGCCGGACGAGGAUGAGAUAGACAUUAUCGGGGAGGAUGAAUCGCAUAUCCCCGAAACUCUUUUGUCUUGUCCGGAGGAGAUGGUGUCUGCCGAACGCGUCACCGAGCUGGACUGCUCGGAAGUCGACUCGUCCGGGGAGAGCGAGAGCAGUUUCUGCGCCGACGCCGGUUCGUCCGGGAGACAACAGAACAGCUCGGUCAAACCCCCGUAUUCGUACAUAGCCCUCAUUACCAUGGCGAUCCUGCAAAGCCCACAGAAGAAGCUAACACUCAGUGGCAUCUGCGACUUCAUAAGCAACAAAUUCCCCUACUACAGGGAGAAGUUUCCCGCCUGGCAAAACUCAAUCAGGCACAACCUCUCCCUCAACGACUGCUUCAUCAAGAUCCCACGGGAGCCCGGAAAUCCGGGCAAGGGCAACUACUGGUCCCUGGACCCAGCCUCCGAGGACAUGUUUGACAACGGCAGCUUCCUUCGUCGAAGGAAAAGGUUCAAAAGAAACCAACCAGAGUACGUGAAAGACGGCAUCAUGUUUUACCCAAAUUUCAGCCUGUCGACCUAUCGACCCUGUGGGCGACCUUACGGUGUUCAGGGCCAAGGGGGCGCGCAGGCAGCGGCCCUCAGGUACAUGCCAUUGCGGGAUGGGGUCGUGAUCCCGCCCUCUCCGUAUUUUAACUACCAGGGGGUGAGCGGCGGCAAGGUCUCCGAACCAAAGGGCUUUCAGGUGCAGCUGUGCGCGAGCUCCCCGGAGCAAAAGCCCACGCGCGUGACGCAAAGCAAGUGCUCCUUCAGCAUAGACAGCAUCAUGGGGAAGACUUCGCCUUCCUGUCCGCCAAGUCUGGACGGCCCCGAGUCGCCCCCGGUGGACUAUUCGCAAUUCUUCGCGAGAUCGGCGACCUGUUUGGUUCCGGCUAUGUUUUCUGCGCCAAGAACUUCAUUUUGUCCGACUCCCUUGUUAAGCACGGUCCAUUCGGCCAUGGAAGCGAUGCAGAUUCCGUACCCUCAUUGCUAAACAUUCCAUUGCCAUUUCAGAAAUGACUCCAACUGUCGCGUAAAGACGUUCCAUUUACGCACGACUCAUUGUGACUUCAUCUGUGAGCUGCACGUUAUUUAUGAAUUCCAAAUAAUUAUUUCUGAUAAUAUGUGUACGUCUAUCUGAUUGCUGUUUAAUUAUAGCUUUAAUGUAAAUAAAUAGAGUUAAUAUAUUUGUUAAUCGACGUGUGUUGUCAUAAUAGACUACAUCAAUAAGUGACUGAAAUAUACCUUGUAUUUAAAAUAUUUCUUCAGUUAUGUGUGGUUUGAUUAUAUGAGAAUAAAUGUGUGACCUAAAAUUCGUGUUUGUCAGUGGUUAUUUUGCAUAAUAUUUGACAUUCUAAAUAAAGUUGGUUUUCCAUUUUGAAUGAAAUUCUAAUCCAUGACCAGAAAACAGGCUAAUCUGAAUAUCAAAGUAGUAGCUGACACGAUCUGCAGCAACUGAUGUGCCAUCGUUUAUGAUGUUUAAAACGCUGUUUUAUCUUAUGUUUUAUUUUCAGUUCGGUUAAUAUUGCCAUUCUAUUUUUUUGAACACAAGACAAGUCAUUAUAGUUCUCAGAAUGGUCUAAAA